Amaranthus tricolor (Joseph's coat) is the source of this 2108-nucleotide messenger RNA. RefSeq names its product mitogen-activated protein kinase kinase 5-like. Gene Ontology annotation, biological process: protein phosphorylation. Gene Ontology annotation, molecular function: ATP binding; protein serine/threonine kinase activity. The transcript has a single exon. Lineage: Eukaryota; Viridiplantae; Streptophyta; Magnoliopsida; Caryophyllales; Amaranthaceae. The record is from RefSeq and is a predicted model, not a curated record. Gene Ontology annotation, cellular component: cytoplasm. The coding region runs from base 340 to 1437 and encodes 365 amino acids.
AAACAAAACAAAACAAUACUCUUGCAAAGCAUCCCAUCACUUAAAACCUUUCUUUCUUUCUUUCUUUACUCAUUUCAUUUCCUCACUUCCAUUUUUCCGUCCUCAUAUCUUCUUCUUCCUGGAACCUUCUUCUUCUUCCCCUCAAAAAACUCCAAAGACUUGUUCAAUCUUCUCUUCCUCACCAACACCCUCUUCAAUUUUGAAGUAAUCAACCCUUUUUCUUCAUUUAUAUACAUAUCUUUGAACAACCAUCACCAUUAAUUUCCCUAUCUACUCCAAAGUAUAUGAUAUUGAUUCAUUGGGUUAGCCCAAUUUCAGAUAAUUGUUAACGCCGUCGAUAUGAACCCUAAUUCCGAUCAUAACCGCCCAAAUCGCCCUCGUCGCCGCCCUGACUUAACCCUUCCUCUUCCCAAACGCGACCCAUCUCUUGCCGUCCCUCUUCCUUUACCACCCACCAAUUCCGCCCCUUCUUCUACCACCUCCGUAACCACUAACUCAACCAAUUCUACAAACCCUUUAAGUUUCUCGGAGCUAGAGAAGAAGAAUCGGAUCGGGUCGGGUGCUGGUGGAACUGUUUACCAAGUCAUUCACCGUCCUACUUCACGGAUCUAUGCUCUUAAAGUCAUAUACGGUAAUCAUGAUGACAUGGUUCGUCGUCAGAUCUGUCGUGAGAUCGAGAUUCUUCGAGAUGUAAACAACCCUAAUGUUGUUAAGUGUUUUGAUAUGUUCGACCAUAACGGCGAGAUCCAAGUUCUUUUGGAGUAUAUGGAUCGUGGGUCUUUAGAAGGUAAGCAUAUCAAUGAUGAGGUUUACUUAGCUGAUCUUUCACGGCAAGUUCUUUCUGGGCUUGUUUACCUUCAUCGACGAAGAAUCGUUCAUCGAGACAUUAAACCCUCUAAUCUUCUUAUCAACAGUUUACGCCAAGUUAAGAUUGCUGAUUUUGGGGUUAGUCGAAUACUGGCGCAAACAAUGGAUCCAUGUAAUUCUAGUGUUGGUACUAUUGCUUAUAUGAGUCCCGAAAGGAUUAAUACGGAUCUUAAUCAAGGGAUGUAUGAUGGGUAUGCUGGUGAUAUUUGGAGCUUUGGGGUUAGUAUUUUGGAGUUUUAUCUAGGGAGAUUUCCAUUCAAUAAUGGAAGACAAGGUGAUUGGGCUAGUUUAAUGUGUGCAAUUUGUAUGAAUGAUCCGCCAGCAGCGCCGCCUUCUGCCUCAAGGGAGUUCCGGAAUUUCAUCCAGUGUUGCUUGCAGAGGGAACCAAGGAAGCGCUGGACGGCUGGGACGCUGCUCAAUCAUCCUUUCAUUGUGAACAAUACAGGCGGCGGCGGUGGCGGCGGCGGUGCCAACCCGAGUAAUCAAAUGAGUAGUAGUAGUCAGAAUCAUCAAGUUCAUACUUCUUCUUUACGCCAAAUGUUGCCUCCUCCUCUUCCUCAUUCUUCUUGAUUUUUCAGGUUUUAAUUUUCAAGUAAAGAAGCUUUUUUUUUUUCCUGUUUAUUUAUUGCAAAUUUUCUUGUUUUUAUGAUAAAUAUGAGGAUAAUGAUGGUAAGGAGGUAGGAGAAGGAAAAUUUGGGAAGUGGGUUGAAUUGUUAUUGUAGCUCUUGUUGAGAUUCUGAUCAAGGAAAAGAAGUAAUCAUCAUUUCUACAGUAGCUUUUGUUUUUGAAUAAUGAUGAGGAGUUAUUAAUGGAAAAAAUGAUUCAAGAGAGAAAAUAAACAUUUUCUCUGUGAUUGUUUUUGCAUUCUAUUUAAUGGUAUAUGGUGCAAAUUAUUCCUUGCUCUAUUGUGUGUAUCUCUUUGUGUUGCGAACACUGUCACAUGAUUUGCUAAUUCUACGCUCAAUUGUGAAUUGAUAAAAGCUAAGUAUGAUAGAUUUUGAGCUGUUUUGAGCAAACUCGAUCAAAUUGCACGUGGGUUUAGUUACACUGAUUGGGAAUUAAAGGCGAAUCUACAAUAGUAGUAUGGGCUUACGGGGUGAGUCAAAUACUCAUCUUUAUGCGUAGAGUUGUAAUUUGGUUGUCAUUUUUUUACGGCAGACAGGCCUCCAUUCUUGUUUUCCCAUAUUUGGCUAUUUAGCCCAUAUAUCUAAUGCGUCUCUCUGAGAGAUCUUUUCUCACAA